AUGCCGUCUUUUACCAUUGAGGCAGAGGGUGAACGGAACCCGCUAACCAGAGAGCUGAUCGUCGCAACACUCACAAAUGCUUCUCACUCGGAUGCCCAGGCUUUGAAGGUCGCUACUCAGCAGAUCGGCAACUGGGAGAAGGUACCGGGCUAUUAUUCACUUCUUCAAGAUGUCUACGGCGAUCUGUCACUCAACAACGAUGUCCGCUUCCAAGCCAUCAUUCAGCUCAAGAAUGGCAUCGACAAGCACUGGCGGAAGACGUCCUUCAAUGCGAUUGACAAAUGUGAAAAGGAACAGAUCCGUACAAAAGCAAUUGAAUUUGGUGUCCGCGAGCCAGUUCCCGUUCUUGCAUUGCAGAACGCUUUGAUGCUGGCCAAAAUCGUCCGCUGCGAUUUCCCACAGGAUUGGCCUAAUGUCAUCACAAUCGUGACCGAGCAUAUCCGAGCUGCUAAGCAAGACCAAGCUUCCGGCCUGUACACCUCUAACGUCUUGACCAUCAUUUUACAGGUCAUUAAAGAACUUGCUUCAGGCCGUCUACAGCGAACAAAGAAAAGUCUGCAGCAGGUGGCCAAUGAACUCCUCCAGGAACUCGGCACUCUCUACGUGAGCCUGGUCACCAGAGCACAACUUGACUCGGCGCAGCCAGAUCUUACCAGUGCUCGUAACAGUCAUUCCGCCCUCAAGACCUUGAGGCGUCUUCUGGUGGUAGGGUUUGAGAACCCCCACCGUGACCAAGAUGUCGCAGAGUUCUGGAACCUUUUGCAGACACACCAGCAAACCUUCUGGACUGCCUACCAGCAGAGUCAUCCUGGCGAAGUGCAGAUUAUGCUGCGGAAACAUCUCCUCCAGCUGGCAAAAUUAUAUCUUGACAUGGCUCGCAACCAUCCAGCUUCGUUUGUUCUACUGGGCUGCAUGGAUAUUCUCAAUCAUUCGUGGAACAUCAUCAGCCAGAACGACGCGAAAACGGCGUUGAGUGCUACCUUUGACUGGAAUGUGUAUCGCAGCGGCGAUGCUAAUGAAGAAUCACCGAAUGAGAAACUCUCCUUAAAAGCGCUACUACUAUUUCGAGCAUGUCUGAAAAUGGUAUUUAAUCCCGUGCAGACGUUCAAAUAUCAAACUCCGCAGGACAAGGAGGAUCGCAAAGCCGCUGUGGAUUAUGUGAAGAACACCAUUCUGACAGAAGAUUUCGUGGUCAGACUCAUGGAGAUCUUGGUGACGCAAUAUUUUGUACUGCGGCCUAGUGAUCUUAGGGACUGGGAGCAAGAGCCCGACGAGUGGGAGAGACGAGAAGAGGAAAUUGCAGAUGCGUGGGAGUUUUCGAUCCGGUCUUGUUCCGAGAAGCUUUUCCUUGACCUAGUCAUCAACUUCAAGGAGUUGCUUGUCCCGCGAUUACUCGAGGUAUUUCACCAAUAUGCGAAUACGUCCAACACCAAUGUCCUGCUCAAGGACAGCUUGUACUCAGCCAUCGGUAUUGCAGCAGCCUGUCUCGAGGAUGUGCUUGACUUCAACACAUUUUUAAGGACAACGUUGGUGCCUGAGGUGCAGAUGAACCAUCCAAACUACAACAUCCUCCGACGCCGUACCGCGAUCCUCCUCGGCCAGUGGGUGCCGAUCAAACCGGAAACACUCGACCGGGUAGCUGUCUACCAAAUUUUCACGCACCUCCUCUCUGUCAAUGAGCCACUUAAUGACCAUGUUGUCAGGGUUACUGCUGGCCGCCAGCUGCGGCUUGUCCUUGAACCAUUCGAGUUCAACUUUUCCGAUUUCCAACCAUAUGCCACCCCGUUACUGCAAAGUUUAAUGUCACUCAUCGCUGAGACAGAAUUAUCCGAGACUAAAAUGGCGCUCUUGGAGACGGUCCGGAUUGUCGUGACCAAGCUCGAGGGCCACAUCGAGCCAUACGCAGCAGGAAUCAUGGCUAUGCUGCCACCGUUAUGGGCAGAAUCUGGGGAAGAACACCUCAUGAAGCAAGCCAUCCUGACCAUGAUCACUGCCAUUGUGACCAGCCUAGGGCAGAAAAGUCUUUCUUAUCAUAACGCCAUCCUCCCAAUCAUCCACGACUCGGUGCAACCAGAAUCAGAGGCCAUUGUGUAUCUGCUAGAAGAAGCGCUCGACCUGUGGAUGGCGAUCUUGCAACAAACACCGACACAACAGGCGUCACCCGAGCUGCUCGCGUUGUCACAGUCGUUGCUUCCAUUGCUUGAAAUGGGUAGCGACCUGCUGAGACAGACGCUUGAAAUUGUCGAAUCCUACACCAUCUUGUCACCCGCGACUGUGCUCGCACCAACCUUCCUGGGCCCAUUGCUCACCUCCUUGAAAUCACUACUGUCAAUGCUCUCUUCUAAUCGCGUACGAGACGCGUCUCUUGGACCUCACGUGGUUGAGAAUCUUAUCGCCACCAUAUCGAUAGAGUCGUACUCUGCAUUGGAUCCGCAGCAAGCUCUGACCCACGUUCUCGAGUCGAUGCUCAGUACCGGCUAUCUUCCAGCCCUUCUCGAACUACUGAAGGAAGCCUACGAAUACCAUCAACACCCCCGACCGAACGUCCGACCUCCUGAUAUCAUCGGACCCGGUGAAACCAGCCUGUUCACUCUCUUGUCCCGCAUUGCACUUUUGUCUCCAGAUAAACUGGUCCAAGCGGUCACGGCUACCAACGUCACAUCCACGGUCACUCCCACCGCCACCACCAAAUCAACGGAAUCCACGACGGUCCCUGCAAUCCACUGGCUACUCAUCGAAUGGAUGUAUCAGAUCGACAGCAUAGGCGACGUUCUGCGCAAGAAACUGCAAGUCCUGGCCUUGACCAACUUGCUGACCGCGACAACUCCACCUUUCCCGCAACUGAUGUUUGAACACCUCCAGUCCCUGCUUACGAUCUGGACGGACAUGGCCGUUGAGCUGCGCGAGGAGGCCGCCGACGAAAGCGAGGGCGACUACCUCUGGCAUAACAAGCUAGGCGAUGUCCCUGAGUGGCCGGACGCGACCCCCGAAGACGGCCGCAAGCGAGCUAUCAGCAACCAAGAUCCGAUCUACACGAUCAACAUCCGGGUGUUUAUCGCCUCCACUCUGCGCCACGUUAUGGACCAGGCCGGCGGCCCUGCAGCGUUUGAGCAAGAGUGGUUGAGUCGAGUCGACUCGGCCGUCCUCAAGGCUUUUGUGGACUUGAAAUUACUAUGA
Exophiala dermatitidis NIH/UT8656 is the source of this 3177-nucleotide messenger RNA. RefSeq lists its product as uncharacterized. Gene Ontology annotation, biological process: protein import into nucleus. The record is from RefSeq and is a predicted model, not a curated record. The coding region runs from base 1 to 3177 and encodes 1058 amino acids. The transcript has a single exon. Gene Ontology annotation, cellular component: nuclear envelope; cytosol. NCBI's taxonomy places the organism in Eukaryota, Fungi, Ascomycota, Eurotiomycetes, Chaetothyriales, Herpotrichiellaceae. Gene Ontology annotation, molecular function: small GTPase binding.